This is a messenger RNA of Triticum dicoccoides, 1198 nucleotides long. RefSeq names its product PRA1 family protein F3-like. Bases 62 to 634 code for a protein of 190 amino acids. Lineage: Eukaryota; Viridiplantae; Streptophyta; Magnoliopsida; Poales; Poaceae. Gene Ontology annotation, cellular component: Golgi apparatus; endoplasmic reticulum. Gene Ontology annotation, biological process: vesicle-mediated transport. The transcript is spliced from 2 exons. The record is from RefSeq and is a predicted model, not a curated record.
CCCUUCCCCUUCCCCCUCUCGGAUCCGACCCCCCGCGGCCCGCCCCUCGCCGCCGGCGACCAUGUCCAAGUACGGCACCAUCCCCACCUCCUCCUCCGCCGCCGCGGGGGCGCCUCACCUCGGCGGCGCCUCCCCGCUCGACUUCAUCUCCCGCGCCAAGGCCCGCGGCGCGACGGCGCUGGCCACCCGCCGGCCAUGGCGCGAGCUCGCGGACGUGCACGCCGUCGGGCUGCCCCCGAGCCUCGGCGACGCCUACCUGCGCGUGCGCGCCAACCUCGCCCACUUCGCCAUGAACUACGCCAUCGUCGUCCUCGUCGUCGUCUUCCUCUCCCUCCUCUGGCAGCCCAUCUCCCUCAUCGUCUUCCUCGUCUGUAUGGUCGGCUGGCUCGUCCUCUACUUCCUCCGAGACGAGCCCAUCGUCCUCUUCGGCCGCGUCGUCGGCGACGGCGUGGUCCUCGCCGUGCUCGCUGCUGUCACGCUCAUCCUCCUGCUGCUCACCGGCGCCACCACCAACAUCCUCACGUCGCUGCUCAUCGGCUUCGUGCUCGUCGUGGUGCACGCCGCACUGCACAAGGCGGAGGACAACGUUGACGAAGAAGUCGGCCGCUGGUACGCGCCGGUGCCAGCGCAGUAGUGUGAGAUCGCUCGCCCUCCAACUCUUGGGCCUGAGUGUGCUUGAUUCUCCUGGUCCUCCCUUUGUCCUCAAGUAUUCUAUGAGUGUAAGUUUAGUAUUGGUAUAUGGUCUCGGCCCAGUCAGGAUGAAGAACUUGUAGCUGGUGGUUCGUCUUCCGCAUGACGCUGGUUAAUCUGAAGCUUUUGAUCCAGUGAUGAUGGAAGGUUGUAAACUUUGGUCGUUGCGUACAGUUCAAAGAUUUUCUCUUGUUUACAUGUACCAAUUAUGGGAGAGAACGAAUCUGCACUCUGAAGUGUGAAAACUCAGCUGGCAGGGACCCUCUGUGAGGCUGGUAUACAUUACUUGGUGCUGGCAAUUUCUGAUCUGCUCACAUGGUUUCAUCUUGUAUGCACACGGUUUUGUUUGAAAGAGAUUGUCCAUUCCGUGCCAAUUAACCGCGCGGCUACUAUCUACAAGCUGUCGGACAUCUCAGGAAGUCUAUGUAGGAAAUUGUUUUACUCUGUUCAUUUUAUUUACUAUAUAUCUUCUGAAAUACGGGAUGUGUAUUGUUGAUCUUUUCUUGUA